AUGGUCCCUGACACUGGGCAGGGCCAUCACCCUGCUGCCUGCUCAGAGUUCUCCGUCCUUGAAACUGGGCAGAACAACCACCCUGCUGCCAACGCCAAGGGCCUCACCCACAACACUGGGCAAAACCACCACCCUGCUGCCAGCACCAGGGGCCUCACCCUUGACACCGGGCAGAACCACCACUCCUCUGCUGGUAUCAAGGGCCUCGACACAGGCACCACCAGAUCUGUGCUUCAGCCAGCCAAGGGUGAAGAGAAGAAGCAGUGUGCCCUCACUGAACCUCCUGUGUGCCUGGACAUUCCUCAUGACCCACCCAAACUGCAGCAAUGGGCCAAACGGACACCCCACAAACCAAAGAACGAGCAGCUGGCAUGGGGAAAACAUUUGAUCCAGACCCAACACAAGUCCACUGGUAACGCUGGGCACAACCAGGAGAGGGGGGAGACUGGAUCAUCCUGCUUCGGGAGCUUUGACCUCUACUUUGUUCUGGACAAAUCUGGGAGUGUGCAGCACCACUGGAUUGAAAUCUAUCACUUUGUGGAACAUCUGGCUCAUAAGUUCAUAAGUCCACAGCUGCGCAUGUCCUUCAUUGUGUUCUCCACUGAGGGAAGGAUUUUGAUGCGGCUCACAGAGGACAGGGAGCAGAUUCGCAAAGGUCUGGAGGAGCUCCAGAAGGUACUUCCAGGUGGAGACACCUUUAUGCACGAGGGCAUCCAGAGGGCCAGUGAGCAGAUAUAUUAUGGAAACUCAGAAGGAUACCGUACUGCCAGUGUCAUCAUAGCUCUCACAGAUGGAGAGUUGCAUGAGGACCUCUUCUACUAUGCUGAGAGAGAGGCCAACCGUUCGCGGAGUCUGGGUGCCUCCGUAUACUGUGUGGGGGUGAAGGACUUCAAUGAGACACAGCUGGCAAAGAUUGCUGAUAGCAAGGACCAUGUAUUCCCAGUGAACGAUGGCUUUGAAGCACUGCAGGGGGUCAUUGAUUCGAUAUUAAAGAAGUCCUGUAUUGAGAUCCUGGCGGCUGAGCCCUCCAGUAUCUGUGCAGGAGAAACGUUCCAGGUGGUGGUGAGAGGAAACGGCUUCCUCCAUGCUCGCAAUGUCCAUAAGGUCCUGUGCAGUUUCCGAAUCAACGACACACUCACCAAGAGUGUGAAGCCAUUAAUAGUGGAAGAUACGUAUCUCCUCUGUCCUGCACCCAUUCUCCAGGAAGAGGGAAUGGCAGCCAACCUCUAUGUCAGCAUGAAUGAAGGUCUCAGUUUUAUCUCCAGUUCAGUCACCAUUACAACAGUGGGCUGUUCUGAUGGAACCAUCCUGGCCAUCGCCCUGCUCAUCCUCAUGCUGCUUUUAAUCCUCAUGAUUCUCUGGUGGUUCUGGCCUCUUUGCUGCACUGUGAUUAUCCAUGAGCCCCCACCAGCAGUAGUGGAAGACAGUUCGGAUGAGGAAGAAGAUGGGAUGCCUAAGAAGAAGUGGCCCACGGUCGAUGCCUCCUACUAUGGGGGCAGAGGUGUGGGUGGAAUCAAAAGGAUGGAGGUGCGUUGGGGUGAGAAAGGCUCUACUGAGGAGGGAGCCAAACUGGAGAAGGCAAAGAAUGCCAGGGUGAAAAUGCCUGAGCAGGAGUUCAUACAGUCCCCCACCCGCAUUCUCAAUAAUGGCAUGCGCAAGCCUCCAGGUCCUCACAAGUGGUACUCACCAAUCAAGGGCAAAUUGGACGCUCUGUGGGUGUUGCUGUCGAAAGGCUAUGACCGCGUGUCUGUGUUGAGACCACACCCAGGAGACAAGGGCCGAUGCAUGAACUUCACCCGGGUCAAGUUCAAUCCUCCUCCUUGCUACCCCCACUACAACCAUCACUCAGCCCCCAUCUACACCCCUCCAAGAGGAUCAAGUCCACCGCCUCCCCAAGGCAUGCUCCCCCCUCCCCCCAACAGCCCCCCAGCAUCCCCUUCACCAUCCUCUACCUCCACACUGCCCUCAACACCCCCUCCUUUUUUUACCAUUACACCUCCACCUUACACUCCUCCUCCAACUCGAGCCCUUCCUCCAACCACUCUGUAUAUACCCCCUCCUAUGUGCCCCCCCUCCCCUCCACCACCUGCAUCCCCAACCGGCGCUCUACCCCCUCCACCAGGACGAGGCUCCCUGCCACCACCUCCUACCCGCCCACCACCAUGCCCAUCUGUAGAUCCUCAGUAG
This is a messenger RNA of Salvelinus namaycush (lake trout), 2187 nucleotides long. Its product is annotated as anthrax toxin receptor 1-like. NCBI's taxonomy places the organism in Eukaryota, Metazoa, Chordata, Actinopteri, Salmoniformes, Salmonidae. The record is from RefSeq and is a predicted model, not a curated record. The transcript has 19 exons. Gene Ontology annotation, molecular function: signaling receptor activity. Gene Ontology annotation, cellular component: membrane. Bases 1 to 2187 code for a protein of 728 amino acids.